This is a messenger RNA of Aspergillus alliaceus, 372 nucleotides long. RefSeq lists its product as uncharacterized. The transcript has 2 exons. The record is from RefSeq and is a predicted model, not a curated record. NCBI's taxonomy places the organism in Eukaryota, Fungi, Ascomycota, Eurotiomycetes, Eurotiales, Aspergillaceae. Bases 1 to 372 code for a protein of 123 amino acids.
AUGUACGACAUUCGGUCUUUUGAAACAGAUCUCUCCCGUAAGCGCAGUAAGCGCUGCGGUGGGAGCGUUAUGUUCUCUAUUUCCUCUGGACAUAUUCCUACAACCCCCUUCCUCCACUCCUUACGCAAGAUUCCAGGCCCUAAAUUAACUGCUAUUAGUACUUAUCUCGAACUUUACCAGGAAGUCAUUACAGAUGGUCAAUAUCUUUGGGAGGUCAAGAAGACGCACGAGAAAUAUGCUCUUCAUCAGCGACACCAAAACGAGCGCUUCCUCGUCGAGCAAAUCGUCUCUGGAAACGGCGACCCCAUCCUCUCAGUCGAGAAAGUUUACCUCUUCCUGAACCAGUCCUUACCAUACUUGUGCCUUGAAUAA